Molecule: messenger RNA, 3547 nt
Organism: Amblyraja radiata (thorny skate)
Lineage: Eukaryota; Metazoa; Chordata; Chondrichthyes; Rajiformes; Rajidae
Gene: slc1a7a
Product: solute carrier family 1 member 7a
Exons: 11
Coding region: 1-1680 (559 amino acids)
Biological process (GO): L-glutamate transmembrane transport
Cellular component (GO): plasma membrane
Molecular function (GO): neutral L-amino acid transmembrane transporter activity; L-glutamate transmembrane transporter activity; glutamate:sodium symporter activity
Source: RefSeq, a predicted model, not a curated record
AUGGCGGUGGCCUUUGCCAUGGUCUCGGUUCAGAUCAAGGAUGUCUUCAAGAGGAAUGGUUUGCUUAUUCUCUCGGUGCUGUCUGUUAUCAUCGGGUGCUCGCUGGGUUUUUACCUGAGGACUAGACAUCUCUCUGAGCAGGAAAUCAAGUAUUUCCAGUUCCCCGGGGAGCUGUUGAUGAGGAUGCUGAAAAUGUUAAUUCUUCCGUUGGUGGUAUCGAGCUUGAUGUCUGGACUGGCUGCUUUAGAUGCAAAAGCUUCAAGUCGACUGGGUCUCAUCACAAUUGCCUACUAUCUUUGGACCACUUUUGUGGCGGUUGUUAUUGGAAUAAUCAUGGUGUCCAUCAUCCAUCCUGGUGGUGCGGCCCAGAAGGAGAGUACUGAAGACAGUGGAAAGCCAAUCAUGAGCUCUGCUGAUGCUUUGUUGGAUCUAAUACGGAAUAUGUUCCCAUCUAAUCUUGUGCAGGCUACAUUUCAGCAGUAUCGAACCAAGAUCGUCCCAAUAGUCAUCUCUGUCAAAGGGUCAGGAUAUGAUACAGCCAAGAGAAUGCCUUUAAUCUAUGGAAUUCAGGCUGACAACGACUCUGAGAUAAUUCACAACAUUUCCUUGGAUAUCACCCCAGCUCCAGAGAUCAUCUACCAAACAGGACCAGGAUCAAGUGAGGGGAUGAAUGUUCUUGGCAUUGUUAUAUUUUCUGCAACAAUGGGUAUUAUGCUCGGGCGAAUGGGGAAGAAUGGAAUGCCAUUGGUCAGCUUCUGUCAAUGCUUGAAUGAAACUGUGAUGAAGAUUGUUGCUAUUGCUACAUGCUAUUUUCCAUUAGGCAUAGUUUUCCUUAUUGCUGGCAAAAUAUUGGAGAUGGAUGAUCCUACAGCCAUUGGAAAGAAACUGGGUUUCUAUGCGAUCACAGUUGUUUGUGGUCUUGUGGUGCAUGGGCUAUUUGUUCUUCCCAUGGUGUACCUUUUUAUCACCAAGAAAAAUCCAAUUGUUUAUAUAAGAGGAAUUCUUCAAGCUUUGCUCAUAGCUCUAGCUACUUCCUCAAGCUCUGCCACUUUGCCUAUUACCUUCAAAUGCCUGUUAGAAAACAAUCAUAUUGAUAGAAGAAUUGCAAGAUUUGUUUUGCCAGUGGGAGCUACAAUCAAUAUGGAUGGUACUGCCUUGUACGAAGCUGUUGCGGCAAUAUUUAUAGCACAGGUUAACAACUAUGAACUGGACUUUGGACAAAUUAUUACUGUCAGCAUAACAGCAACGGCAGCCAGUAUAGGUGCAGCAGGGAUUCCACAAGCUGGGCUGGUGACCAUGGUUAUUGUUUUGACAUCAGUUGGCCUUCCCACAGAUGACAUCACUCUAAUAAUUGCAGUGGAUUGGGCAUUGGAUAGAUUUCGAACCAUGAUUAAUGUUCUGGGAGAUGCUCUGGCAGCUGGAAUUAUGGCUCAUAUCUGCCGAAAUAACUUUAUUCAGGAAAAUUAUGAAGUUCCACUGAUUUGUGAAACAAAGCCCGGCAGUAUUAAUCAGAUCUACACCUAUCAGAGAAAUGGAUGUACAAAUGAUGCCAAUAAGGCAGACAAACAACUUUUUGCGGUUGCCACAGAUGGAUCCCACAGUGUCCAAAUGGAGCUGGGUCUCGGCGACAAAAAAGAUCAUUGCACCAUUGAAAUAGAUGAAUUGGAGACCAAGGUAUAGUCGGAGGAAUGCAUCUCAUGGGAGCACUUCUUGCCCUGCUGGUAACAUGUAUGCCUACCUCACAAUUGGAAAUAUUAUAUAUACAUGAGAAAUAAGAAGUGGAACUGAUGGCAGUGCCGAAGAUGCACACUGGUUCAAAUUACUUGUGAAUUACGAUUUCUUUUUUUCCCCCCCCCAAUUCUGUAUGGUCAAUAUGAAGUGACAGUUCAUCUAAGUUAUUUCCUAAAGAGUGCAAUGGAAUAACAUAAGAAUGUAUUUCCUGCAUUUGUUUCACUCAUCAAUGUUAUAGCUAACAACUGGGCCAAACCCUGCAGAAAUGUACUUUGGAUCUAUGUAGAGUUUCUUCUUUCCUGGCUGGACAGAAGGUCAAAGGCUUAGCCUCAAAUCCUUCCCCUGCUUGGUCUGCCCAGAGAUUGGACGAUAGAUAACCCUAUGACAACUCAAGUUUUAAGUGAUUUUUAACAAACCUUCAUUGUCUUAAGUUGAUGUAUGAGAUUGUGUCAUUCUUUUCCUGAAUUUUAACCUGCAUUGUUGAAUACUGCAUGUUGUGGCUUUAAACCAUAGAGAGCUGAAUUUAAUUUAAUAUCCACUCAAAAUUCUCUCUGACCCGUUCCAGCCAAAAAAAUCCUGAUGCCUGGCAGCUUCUUUCACGCACUCAGCCUAACUCAUUAAUCCCAUAGGUUCUCAGGAGUGAAGUCAAAACCUAUUACUGUAAGAAGAGAAAUGAAGAUAAAACUAAACAUCAGGUUUUAAAACAUUUACUGAUCAAAAUAAGUUACCAGUUUUAUGGAUUUGUGUUCUCCAAAGCUGGAAUCUACACCUCUAUUAGUUACAGAGAGAAAAAUAUGUGUUUGGUACGGCUGUAUAUUUAUACAAGUUGCUUCCUACUUUAAAAAAAAAAAAAGAUUUUAAAAGCAAUACUAGAAAAUUUACUGCAUCUUUACAUUGCAUUAUGAAUUGGCCACUUGCUCAGCACAAAGAUUUAAAGAUCUAGUAGGUAAGGAAUAGAGCUCACUGCAGAAUUCAAUCAUCUUGUCCAUGUUGGUAUCCUUGAACGAUGUUCCUUAGUUCUUUUUAUCAUUCUACUUUCAAGUCACCGCCUUACAAUACUGGGGUAUUAAGGUCUGUUAAGAGGAAGUUCGAUAUUUGGGAUUUCGUUUCAAUUAAUUGGUCACACGGUUUAAAAAGACUUGACAGUUACCAUCAACUGCACUUAGCCGAUGUGAUUAUUUUUUCAAGGGGCAUACCGGUUGCAAUGGUAUUUUAAGAAUCAAUUAGUUGAAAAGCAUACUCAAUUAAUAUCAAGGCAUGAAACUGUCAAUAUGCACCAAUUUGACGUUAAGGUAGAAAUGUUUGCAGUUUACAACAGUUUAGACGUGGAAAAUUUUACAUCAGCUAAGUCAGUUUUAUUUGAGGAGAAUUGUGGUAUCCAAUUGUAUGUAUAUUGAACUUCCCAUAAGCUUUCUAUUCUCUAGUCUCUCUGUAGAAAAUACCAAAUGUACUGAUGUUAAUUGAUUUGCUGCAUCGUCUAAUUGAUGGAAAAAAGUAAUUGUUGGCAGGUAAUCAUUGAUGUACAUUAAUCAUUAUUUCUGCUGAUAAUCUAAUUUGACUGACAAUGCAUUAAACUUUGCAUGAAAUAUGUGUACUUUAUUAAAUUAGUGUAAGUGGCAUUUAGUACACUGAUAUAUCAUUGAUUUGCAGAUGUGAAAAUGUGGCUAUUCCAUGGCAGUAGUUACUAUGAAAAUAUUUUCUAAUAGAGCCCACAGGUCUGAAGAAGGGCCUCGACCCAAAACUUCCUUCUUGCUUGAGUUACUCCAGCAUUUUGUGUCUACCUUUCUUUGGAUUUGCACUCGUUUUACUAAUUGGG